GCCCUGCUGCCCGCCGCGGGCCCCGGGGCGCCGGGGCGCUGAGCAACAGUUGGCCCCGCCGCCGCCCAGCAUGAAAGUGUGCCGGCGGAAGGCGCUGGCGCUGUGCCUGGGCUACGCGCUGCUGCUGCUGCUCGCCGCGCUCAACCUGCUGGAGUACAAGUGGCGGCGGGAGCCGCGGCGCUGCGGGGAGCCCCCGGCAGCCCCCCGCCAUCACCCCCCGCCGCCGCCGCCGCCGGCCGGGAGCCGCGGCCCGGCGGGCGCCCGGCGGCAGCUGGUCUAUGUCUUCACCACCUGGCGCUCGGGCUCGUCCUUCUUCGGGGAGCUCUUCAACCAGAACCCCGAGGUCUUUUUCCUCUACGAGCCGGUGUGGCACGUCUGGCAGAAGCUGUACCCCGGUGACGCCGUCUCGCUGCAAGGGGCGGCCCGCGACAUGCUGAGCUCCCUGUACCGAUGCGACCUCUCCGUCUUCCAGCUCUACAGCACGGCGGGCGCCGGCAAGAACCUCACCACGCUCGGCAUCUUCGGAGCGGCCACCAACAAGGUCAUCUGCUCCUCGCCCCUCUGCCCGGCGUAUCGCAAGGAGGUGGUGGGGAUGGUGGACGACCGGGUGUGCAAAAAGUGUCCCCCGCAGCGCCUCAGCCGCUUCCAAGAGGAAUGCCACAAGUACCACACGCUGGUCAUCAAGGGCGUACGUGUCUUUGACCUGGCCGUCCUGGCCCCGCUCAUGCGGGACCCGACCCUGGACCUCAAAGUCAUCCAUCUGGUGCGGGACCCCCGGGCCGUCGCCAGCUCCCGCAUCAAGUCCCGGCACGGCCUCAUCCGGGAGAGCCUGCAGGUGGUGAGGAGCCGGGACCCCCACAUCCACCGCAUGCCCUUCCUUGAUGCUGGCCACAAGCUGGGCGGGAAGAAAGAGGGGGGGGGCGGCUCGGACUACCAUGCCCUGGGUGCCAUGGAGGUCAUCUGCAGCAGCAUGGCCAAGACCCUGCAGACUGCUCUGCACCCCCCGGACUGGCUGCAGGGCAAUUACAUGGCCGUGCGCUACGAGGACCUGGUGGUGGAGCCCAUCAAGACCCUGCGGCAGGUGUACGGCUUUGUGAACCUGGCAGUCAGCCCGGAGAUGGAGAAGUUCGCCCUCAACAUGACCAGUGGCCCCGGCUACUCCUCCAAGCCGUUCGUGGUGUCGGCCAGGAACGCCACCCAGGCGCUGAGUGCCUGGAGGACUGCGCUCAGCUACCAGCAGAUCAAGCAGGUCGAGGAGUACUGCCAGCAGCCCAUGGCCCUGCUGGGCUACGAGCGGGUCGGCAGCCCCGAGGAGGUGAAGGACCUCAGCAGAACGUUGCUCAGGAAGCCGCGGCUGUGACGGGGCAGCGGCGCCCGGGGGUGGCGGAGCCCGGGCAGAGGAGCCGCUCCGGCUGCCCUUGAGUGAGGGAGGGAGCCGGGUAAAGCAACCUGGGCUCCGAUUUCCUCCAAAGACUGCUGAAGGGUAACAUACAGUGAUGUGAUGAUUUCGUGGGUUUUUUUUUUUUUGUUUUUUGUUUUUUUUACCCGCCCCCUUUGCUUUGAGUUAGAUGCGAUUUAAAAAACAAAAUCAAGUGGAACUGAAAAUAUGUGUAAAGCCCCUUCCUCCUUCUCUAAAACGCCAAUGUCUUGUUCAUGAAGUUCUUGUGGGUUUAAAGAUGGUAACAAAAACUCUUGCACAAUUCCUAACACAUCUUUAUCUCCCUUGAUGCGGAGGGGAUGCCCUUGGAAAACAAUGCUGAAAAUCAGACUUUUGUAUGAAAGCAAAUGUUCAGACAUGAUAGUAAUAAAAGAAAAUAAUAAAUGAUAUUCAUUUUUAUAAUUACCUCAAUUGUUUGGGAAAUACAGUGUUGCUUAUGUACAGCUGGAGGGGAUGCUUGCUUAAAAUAACAACGUGGACUUCUUAAAGGGUAUGGGCGGAGGGCUGGAGUGAAACAUUUGAUUUGUUCAAAGAACAGGAGCUGCUCUUGCAGAAACAAAUACAGAUCUUGCAAGUAUAGUGCAGGUUUCAUGGCUGUGUCAAAGCAGGUUUCUAUUUAACUAUUGUCUUUUCUGUUGUAUUUAAAAAGUCUUUCAAGUGCCACUGUACUGGUGUCCUAAGAGUUUUAAAACGUUUGCCAUCGCAGCAGUAUUUAUUUUUGUCUUGACAUGUAUGUCCAGGAGUCACUGUCAAAUAGAAGUGGGUCUACAGCGUGACAAGAAAUGCAGGAUUUAAAAAGACAUUUAUCGUACUGGAAACAUUAGCAUGUGUGACAACAAAAAUAAAAUUAUAUAUAUUCUAUAUAUUCUAUAGUGCUAACAAAACAUAAGAUGUAAGAUAUUUCUUGACAUUGAUUGGUAACAGGCAGAGCAGGGAAGCAUAGAAAAAUGCACAAAAUGAUUUAUUUUUUCCCUUUGUCUGUGUCUGAGGGUAUAUUUAUGUACGAAGAGGGAGGAAAUGUACAGCUGUGUGUUCAUGGCUGUAAGAGAGCUUUGAUGGAGCCAGCCCAGCGUUUGAUUUCAGAGCGCUGGUUGGAGACUCAUUGCCUGUGAAUUGUCAUUGCUCUGUGAUGGAGCCAGAUGGUGGUCUGGCUCUUUCUGGGAGCUCUGCCUAGAGUCUGUCCCAUCGUUACAACUUGAUGAUUAAAAAAAAAAAAGGGAAAAAGAGAUUUUACUACUUCCGCUUUUGUAAUUUCUUGGAAAAAGUCCUGGUUUAUUAAAGGUUAAGUGGUGUGUUGCAUAUGAAAAGUGCAGGCACCCUAAGUAGUUUUUAAUCUUGGUGUUCUCUGCUGCUCUUUGAAGGCUCAUUUUGGAACUUGAGUUUUUAAACAAAUGUAGUUUUGCCAAACUGUUCUCUUAGGAGACUACAGACUUUUCUACAGGAAGUACAUUUUACAUUGCCUAUUUGGGUGUUGUGCCUUCAGAAAAUGUGAAGAGUAUGAGAAGAAAAAGGAGAUUGAUUUGUGAAAAUAAAUUAAUAUAAACAGGAUGCCGAUACGUGUGUGUGUAUGUGUGGGUGUAUGUGUGAAAAUUUUAGUGAUGUGUAAUAUGUCUAUUUCUUGUAACUCAAGUUAAAGAGCUGAUAACUGGCUACUAAGAUUUUUGAGUUCUUGAUGAAAUUUUGGCAUUAGAUGUUGAAUUUAUUCUGAAAAGGAAAAACAUUUAAUAAACUAGUUAAAAGAUUAUUGCAUAA
This is a messenger RNA of Haemorhous mexicanus (house finch), 3190 nucleotides long. RefSeq names its product carbohydrate sulfotransferase 2 (gene CHST2). The coding region runs from base 71 to 1360 and encodes 429 amino acids. Gene Ontology annotation, biological process: N-acetylglucosamine metabolic process; carbohydrate metabolic process; sulfur compound metabolic process. Gene Ontology annotation, cellular component: Golgi membrane. Lineage: Eukaryota; Metazoa; Chordata; Aves; Passeriformes; Fringillidae. Gene Ontology annotation, molecular function: N-acetylglucosamine 6-O-sulfotransferase activity. The record is from RefSeq and is a predicted model, not a curated record. The transcript has a single exon.